UUUUGUAUUUUAACUUUGUAUUUUUUCUUUUAUUAUAGUAUGAAAAUUGCCUCAGAAAGUUCUAUAAGCACCAGAACACUGAAGUUGUGUUGUAUUUGGCCCGGGCCCUCUUCAAGUGUGGCAAGUUACAAGAGUGCAAACAGACAUUACUAAAGGCUAGACAUGUGGCCCCCAGUGAUACAGUACUUAUGUUUAAUGUGGCCUUGGUCCUGCAAAGAUUAGCUACCUCUGUUCUGAAAGAUGAAAAGAGUAAUCUGAAGGAAGUACUUAAUGCUGUGAAAGAACUGGAGCUUGCACAUAGAUACUUCAGUUACUUGAGUAAAGUGGGAGACAAAAUGAGAUUCGAUUUGGCCCUUGCUGCUACAGAAGCCAGGCAAUGCUCUGACUUACUGAGCCAGGCCCAGUACCAUGUGGCCCGGGCACGCAAACAAGAUGAAGAGGAAAGGGAAUUACGGGCCAAACAAGAGCAAGAAAAGGAACUGUUAAGGCAGAAACUUCUUAAAGAACAGGAAGAGAAACGUCUCAGAGAAAAGGAAGAGCAAAAGAAACUUUUGGAACAGCGGGCCCAGUAUGUAGAGAAGACCAAAAAUAUUCUUAUGUUUACUGGAGAGACUGAAGCAACAAAAGAAAAGAAAAGAGGUGGCGGUGGUGGACGGCGUUCUAAAAAGGGAGGAGAGUUUGAUGAAUUUGUCAAUGAUGAUACCGACGAUGACCUGCCUAUAUCCAAAAAGAAGAAGAGAAGAAAGGGCAGUGGUAGUGAACAAGAAGGCGAAGAAGACGAGGGUGGUGAGAGAAAGAAGAAAAAGAGGAGAAGACCUCCAAAGGGAGAAGAAGGAUCUGACGAUGACGAAACCGAAAAUGGCCCCAAACCGAAAAAGCGCCGUCCCCCAAAAGCGGAGAAGAAGAAGGCUCCCAAGCCAGAACGUCUGCCUCCUUCAAUGAAGGGCAAAAUAAAAUCGAAAGCCAUCAUAUCGUCAAGUGAUGAUUCUUCAGACGAAGAUAAACUUAAAAUUGCUGAUGAAGGACAUCACCGCACCAGCAACAGCGACUCGGACGAGGGAGAGCGGCGGAAGAAACGUGCCUCUUCAGAGAGCGAUUCUGAUGAGAACCAGAACAAGUCUGGCAGCGAGGCCGGCAGUCCCCGGAGGCCCCGCAGAGAGCAGUCAGAUGAGGAUUCAGACAGUGACCAGCCAGCCAGAAAGAGAAGGCCCUCAGGUUCUGAGCAGUCCGACAAUGAGUCUGUGCAGUCCGGGAGAAGCCGCUCUGGAGGUUCAGACAUGGACUCCCGCCCCGCGUCCCCUAGUGCCGAGUCCGAUCACGAUUCCGAGAGAGGCUCUGAUAAUGAGGGCUCUGGCCAAGGCUCUGGAAAUGAAUCCGAACCAGAGGGAUCCAACAAUGAGGCCUCGGAUCGGGGCUCAGAACAUGGGUCAGAUGAUAGCGACUAGGUUUUAUUUCAUAAAUAAGCUUCAUCUCUGGAGGAAACUUUUUUAAUAUAUGAAAGCUGUGAUAAAAAAAAAAGUUUCAGAUGUUUAGUCAAACAAUUGUGAAAUUUUUCCUAAGGCAGUUUUUUUUUCUACCCGUUUGUCUAUUACUAAGCCCCAAGAGAUAUUUCCUGUGCUAGAGUCCAAUAUUUGAGUCUCUUGAGCAAAUGAAGAGCGGGACUAUUCUUCAUUAUGGUACAAUUCCACCUGUCGUAUGUGAAAACCGCAGUAAAAACAAACCCAGAUGCUAAAUCAUUCCUACAGAGGUUUGACAGACUGGCAGACGUCUCACCAUCUUGUAUGUUAAGCAGCAUACUGUUUUGGAUUUUAUUGCAGUCUUUUACCGAGUGGUGCAAGAAACUUGGUAUUAAUGUCUUUGUUCCAUUUUAAGUUGAGAUUGAUAAUAUUUUUAUGUUCUGGACGAAGAGGUAUCUACUGUGUAAUUGCACCAAAGUACAAGUGUAAGGAAGAUUUUCUUCAAAAGUGUAAUACUGCAGCCAUGUAGAUAAAAUCACAAAUACAUAAUUUGUUAGGUCAAAUAAGAUGUGGAAAAAUGCUUUUCUGUUAGUAGAAUGCGAAGAUAUACAUAAGCCACACAAUAAAAUUCUUUUACCAACUUUUA
Molecule: messenger RNA, 2103 nt
Organism: Ailuropoda melanoleuca (giant panda)
Lineage: Eukaryota; Metazoa; Chordata; Mammalia; Carnivora; Ursidae
Product: RNA polymerase-associated protein CTR9 homolog
Exons: 9
Coding region: 189-1445 (418 amino acids)
Biological process (GO): regulation of DNA-templated transcription; transcription elongation by RNA polymerase II
Cellular component (GO): Cdc73/Paf1 complex
Molecular function (GO): RNA polymerase II complex binding
Source: RefSeq, a predicted model, not a curated record